Molecule: messenger RNA, 1182 nt
Organism: Gossypium raimondii (Peruvian cotton)
Lineage: Eukaryota; Viridiplantae; Streptophyta; Magnoliopsida; Malvales; Malvaceae
Exons: 5
Coding region: 164-868 (234 amino acids)
Biological process (GO): morphogenesis of a branching structure
Source: RefSeq, a predicted model, not a curated record
ACGGGCCAUCACAUUAUCCUACUUUCUUUUUUGCCACAUGGCACCCUAACUCCUUAACCUAUGCCCCCUUGCUUUUUGCCGACUAUAAUUCCUUCACCUCUCCUACAUCAGGAGCAAUAUUCUACAACCCCUCACUAGAUUCGCUCCACAGUGGCUGAGAAAAAUGAAGAUCUUCAACUGGUUGCACAAGAGGUUCCCUCAUAACGUUCUCAAAGAUGGGCUGGUUCGAAAUGUUAAGAAGACUGAUUCCAUUGCAAUUGACACAAAUUCAAAAGCCUUACUCGAACAAGUAGCACUGUUCGACCUGCUGGAUGGUUGGCGAUAUGGCGUUCUAACAAUUGGAACAUUCGGUUUCGAUCCUUUGAAAUCCUUGGGCGAGAUAAAUGACCACUUACCUCCUGAAAGCAGCGACGACGAAGAAGAAGAACGAUUCUCUAACAACAAUGAUGAAGAUGAUGAUGAUGUCGACAAUAAUAGUUACGACGAAGUGAACCCACUGCUGCUUGGCCACAGUUUGGAGGACAUUGUGGAGGAUUCUACUCACAAUGAAAUCAAGUUUAACUUGGAAGUCAUUGAGGAUCAUUCUGAGAAGCUGAGAAGAAGAACUACCUUGGCAGACCUCUUUUACCAGGACUCAGACAUGAAAAACAAGGCCACCCAUCUUGAUUUAGAGUUAAAUCCUUGCGAAAAGGCUUCUUUUCCUACGAAAAAAGGGACUUCUUUUGCCAAAAAAUUCAUUCCCCAUGCUGGAAAGGAUUCACGUCCCAUCAAAAUGCUAAACCAGAUGAUGAAGAGGAUGUUGAAAAGGAAGAUCCAUCCAGAGCUUCAAGGCAAGGGUAAUAAAUUGGAGGGGCAACGCAAGCCCUAACGUAUUCUAUAUUAUAUGUUGUUGCUGGCUAGAAACAUGAAGCCGAAGCCAGUGUAUCAGUUUCUUAAUGUGCUUCAUUUAUAGAGAUGCUGCUACAGCUUCAGCUAGCUUUGGGUGAUGAUGAUAACUUAAUCUGCCUACAAGUUAAUAUUUUCCCGGUGUUCUUAUUAUAUAAUUUUUUAUGUUUCUUUUCUUAAAAAAAUUAUGGAAAAUGUACUCAUUAAUCAAGCUGUUCAUGUAUUUUAAUUCUUCUUUGAUUGUAUUUCGAAUUUAGCAUAUGUUGGUUGUUGGAUUGUCCUGGCGUUGGACAGACA